Salvia miltiorrhiza (redroot sage) is the source of this 2857-nucleotide messenger RNA. Its product is annotated as putative pentatricopeptide repeat-containing protein At1g12700, mitochondrial. Bases 78 to 2159 code for a protein of 693 amino acids. Gene Ontology annotation, molecular function: protein binding. The transcript has 2 exons. Lineage: Eukaryota; Viridiplantae; Streptophyta; Magnoliopsida; Lamiales; Lamiaceae. The record is from RefSeq and is a predicted model, not a curated record.
CCCUAUCUUUCCUUCUUCAGCUUUCACAUCUGAAAUUCUGCAAAAUUAUCCCAACAAUCAGGUCGAACCACGCCGCCAUGUUUCUCGGUAGAAUUUUGUCGAAUUCUUCAUCUAAAUUCUCCACUUUUGCCAUCGCUUCUCCACAUUAUCAAUCAUUUCUUGUACCCAGUUUUCAUUUUGAUAAUGCCAGCUGCCAAAUGAGGCACUUCUCCUCCUAUCCCAGAUUCGAUUUUGAAUCUAUACGUGAGCCCAACGAUGCCGUCGCUCUAUUUCGGGAUAUGAUGAGAACGGAGCCGCUUCCUUCUGUUAUCCUUUUCUCAAAAUUGCUGAGUGCUGUGGUCAAGCUGAAACAAUACUCUGCUGCACUUCAUCUGUUCGACAAAAUGCUUCAGAGGGAAGCUCCUGUAAAUCACUACACGUUGAGUAUUGCGAUUGAUUGCUACUGCCGACUGAAAAGGCCUGAUUUUGGGCUUGCGAUCUUAGGCAGUUUUUUCAAGCGUGGGUACGAGCCUGAUGUUGUAACAUUUAACACUCUCAUCAAAGGCCUUCUGUUUGUUGGAAGGAUCCCAGAGGCAGCUAAAUUGUUGGGGAAGCUGUCGGCCUACCAACUGUGCGAGCCCGAUGAAUAUACGUAUAAUACUAUAAUUAAUGGGUUAUGCAAAGCUGGAGAUAUUCUACAGGCAAUUGAUUUGCUCUGCUCAUUGGAAAAAGGAAGAGGGAGCUGCAAACCCAAUGUCUAUGCUUACAACAUAGUCAUUGAUGCUCUAUGCAAGGAUGGAAAGGUCGACGAAGCUCUCCAACUCUUCUCCUCUUUGGGUGAUAAGGGGAUUUCACCCAAUGUUGUGACAUAUAAUUCAAUAAUUGAGGGGUUAUGCAAUAGGAGAAGAAUGGACGAUGCUGAAGACAUGUUAAAGAAGAUGAUAGCUGAUCUAGUCUGCCCAGAUGUGGUGACGUGUAAUAUCUUUGUGGAUGCUUGGUGCAGAGAUGGAAAGGUGGAAGAGGCUGAGCAUAUGUUGGCAUCUAUGAAGGAGAUUGAUGUUCAACCCAACAUUAUCACAUACAAUGCAUUGAUUAAUGGGUACUGUUUGCAAGAAAAAGUGGAUGAAGCCGAACGCAUUUUCCAAUUGGCGGUGAACUCUGGAGUCAAGCCCGAUAUCAUAAGCUACAAUAGCUUGAUGAAUGGAUAUUGUUUGCAAGGGAAAAUGGAUGAAGCCGAAUGCAUUUUGCAAUUGGCAGUGAAUUCCGGAAUCCAGCCUGAUAUCAUAAGCUACAAUAUCUUGAUGAAUGGAUAUUGUUUGCAAGGGAAAAUGGAUGAAGCCGAAUGCAUUUUGCAAUUGGCAGUGAAUUCCGGAAUCCAGCCUGAUAUCAUAAGCUACAAUAUCUUGAUGAACGGGUAUUGCAAAAUGGGGCAAGUCGAUGAAGCUUCACGUCUUUUUACCAUAAUUCCCGCUAAAAGGUUAAAGCGCGAUGUUGUAUGUUAUGGAAUAAUGCUAGAGGCACUAUUUCGUGAAGGCAGAUGCGAGGACGGGUUGAAUUUGUUUAAAGAGAUGCAAGCUCUAGGAUUGUCUCCUGAUUUGAAGACUUACAAUAUCUUGUUGGAUGGUCUGUGCAGUGCUCAUCGUAUCCCUGAAGCAUUUUCCGUGUUGCAUACCAUGGAAGAUAAAGGCAUCGUUCCAAACAUAAUAACAUAUAGUAUCCUCAUUGAGGGACUGUGCAAUGACAAUAAAGUCAGACAAGCAAAGGAUCUGUUCCAUGAGCUUCCAUCCAAAGGUUUACAGCCUAACGUCAUAACUUAUACAAUCCUUAUCGGUGCACUUUGUGAGGAAGGGCAGAUAGAGGAGGCUAAGGAUUUGAUGACGCAAAUGGUAAACAACGGUUACUUGCCUGAUAGUGUAACAUACAAUGUUUUUGCUCGAGGUCUUCUCAAAAGGAACAAGAUGCAUGAUGUAAUACCAUUGUUGGAAGAGAUGGAUUCAAGGGGAUUUACAGUUGACAAAACUGCAUAUUCGAUGUUGAUUGAACUUGUGAAAAGGGAAGAAGGUAAUUGUAGAUAUGGAUCUUGUGAGAGAGAAAGCGUUGAAGGUGAAAGAGGAAAGGGGAGUCAAAGCCGACUGCUAAUUCAUCAAGAUCAUGGAGAGGUUUUAUUUUCCAGAUCAUAAUGGAAAAUAGAAGUUGCCACUUGAUUCCUUAAAGAGAAUGGAAAGAUUUCUCCACUGCAGCAGCACUCGAGAAGAUCUGGCAGUCAUGUGCAACUUGAGAAACUUGCAAACACUUCAGGUUAUGAAGAUUUCCAGUGGAUUUGCUGAGCAAGAGGCUUGCAUUCCCCACUUGCCUAAACAAGUUGUGCUUGUGAAACUGCAGCCUCGCUCGAGAAGAUCUGGCAACGAUUGGUUCGUUGCCACAUCUACAAGUUCUUGAGCUAGAACACAACUCUUUCUUGGGAGGCGAGUGGAGCACUUUCAACGCUGAGUUUCCUUGUCUCGGGUUCUUGAGAAUUGACGGCUGUGAUGUCGUGUGUUGUGCUGCAGACGCCUCUGCUUUUCGAGUUCUUGAAAAGCUAGUUGCUCGAGAUCUUUGGCAGUUGCAAGAGAUCCCUUCGGGUAUUGGAGAGAUAAACACGCUCAAACUCAUUCAUUUGCAUCACUGCUCUGAAUCUCUGGCUAUUUCAACGGUGAGUUUCCUUGUCUGAAGUUCUUGAGAAUCGUCGGCUGUGAUGUCGUGUGUUGUAGAAUCAUCAGCAGUAAUGUCGUGUGUUGGGCUGCUUUUCGACUUCUUGAAGAGCCCUUAUUUGUACACACAUAAUGUGAUCGAUUUUAUGUUCAAUCAUAAAGAAUAAUUAUCGAAUUUAUUAAGGAAA